Messenger RNA from Closterium sp. Naga37s-1, 720 nucleotides. Lineage: Eukaryota; Viridiplantae; Streptophyta; Zygnematophyceae; Desmidiales; Closteriaceae. The record is from the annotation of a GenBank genome assembly.
AUGCCCCACCCUUACAUUCUUUCAACCGUAUUCUCUCGCGACGCUCGCCCCAUAGUUGAAAAGCCUGAGGAGGGCGAGGCAUCUCCUGCUGGUGCUGCUGAGGGCUCUUCAGCAAAGAAGAAGCAGAAGCAGUUGAAGGGAGGGAAGGGGCAGUGUCAGCAGGGGAAGGGGCAGGGGAAGGACGUGAAGGGGCCUAAGGGGCCACAGGUGGAAAAAGUUGGAAAGGCAGGUGCUGCAGCAGAGCAGGGAGGGAUGAGCGGCAGUGGGAAGGGCGAGCUGAAGAGGAAGCACAAGGGUGCAGCAGGGGGCGCUGGUGUGUCUCCUGCUGCUGCAGGGAAAUCUGCUGGUGCUUCGCCUGCUGCUGCUAUGAAGGCUCCUCCUGGUGCCUCUCAUGCUUCUGCAUUGAGUCCUAGUGCAAAAAAGGCAAAGUCUGACCAAAGGAGGGGACCAGCAGCGGUGGCAAUGAAAUCUGUUGCUGCCUCUCUUGCUGCUGUAGCGAGUCCCAGCUCUAAAAAGGCAAAGACAGACGAAAGGAGAGGAGAAGCAGCGGCUGCGGUGGUGGAGGCUAGGCGGGCGCAGGCCGCACUGGCUGGGCUGGGAAGUGGAGGUGGUGGAGAGGAGAGGAAUAAGGUGAGGAGCAAGAAGGGGUCGGAGCACCAAGAGUUGGUGGAUGAUCUUGAUAGGCUCGUGGCGGCUUACAGAUCGAAGAACUAUGGGUGA